AUGGCGUUGGAUUCAGCUGUAGCCGCCUCGGCUCCAGGCAAGGUUCUCCUAGUGGGAGCGUACCUUGUGGUAGAGCCUCCUAAUCAAGGCCUCGUUCUCGCCACGAACGCGCGCUUCUACGCCAUUGCGCAGCCGCUAAUCGCCGAGAGGGAGAAGCAGGUUACGGAAUCAGCGGAAACAGCAGAUGCGGGCAGAGAGAGCCUGAUGACCGUUGGCGUGGAUUCGCCUCAACGAGGCAGCUGCUACUUCUUCGACCUGUCCCUUCCAAAUCUCGAAAUCAGCAACCGCAGGGAAGGUGACGCCUGUGCGGGUGAAUGCACAGGACAGAAAGGUCAAGCGGAGGAAGGCAGCGCGGAGAGGGUUUCAGGCAACCCUUAUGUGGAAAGGGUGGUUCAGGUGGCUGUGGGAGCUGCCCUGGGGGAGACAGGCGGAUUGAGGGACGGAGCAACGGACAAGCGGCAGCUGAGGGAGCGGCUGACGAGUGCAGGAGUGCGCAUCACGAUUGCAGGAGACAACGACUUUUAUUCGCACCGCCACACUCUGCAACAGAUGGGCCUGCCGCUCUCUGCGUCCUCCCUCGUCCGCAUCCCCCCCUUCGCCCCGAUCGUCAGCAACCCUCCUUCAGCAGCCCCAGCCACAUCAACACCCCCGGUAACAACAGCAGCCCCACACGCAGCAGCAUCAGCAUCAGCAUCAGCAUCAGCAGUCGCAGUAGCAGCAGCAGCAGAGCCCACGAGAGGGCACGUGCCAGAGGUGGCGAAGACAGGGCUGGGGUCGUCUGCCGCCAUGACUGCUGCUGUCUCCGCUGCCCUGCUGCACUUCCUCGGCGUGCUGGAGCGCACAGGGAGUGGCGCUGCUGAUGAGGGUUCUCAGGAGCGGGCCAUGGGGAGUGGAGCGGAGGAGAGCUCUCAAGGGGAGGCGGUGGGGAGUGCGGGGACGGUGGGGAGGGAGGAGGUGGUGCAUCGGGUGGCGCAGGUGGCGCACUGCUUGGCACAGGGCAAGGCGGGCAGCGGGUUUGAUGUGGCAGCUGGCGUGUUUGGGUCCAUGUGCUACCAGCGCUUCAACCCGUCCGUCAUGCAUGCCCUCAUGGUGGGUGCUCUCGUGCUGGGUGCUGCCAUGAUGGUACUGGGCGAGCCAGGCACAGGGGGUACCGCCACACCCUCCAUGCUUUCUGCUGUCAUGAAGUGGCGGCGGCAAUCACCAGGAGAAGCAGAGCCCAUUUGGGAAGGCCUAAAAGAGGCCAAUGCGGCAGUGUCUGCUGCUCUCUCACACCUGUCCCUUCUCGCUCGCACCCAUCCAGACGCCUUCUCCACCACUCUGAACCGCCUGCAGCACGUGCCUCUCACUGCAGCAACCCCAGUGGCGCCUGUUGCUGCCGCAACCCAGGUGAACCCCUUGUGUGCCACCUAUGAGGCAGCGGGAGAUCUCCAGGCUGAGGUUGAGGUAACUCUGGAGUCUACUCAACAGUUGCAAGCAGGCACAUCGGUGCAUGGUAGCAGCAACAUCAGCCACACAAGCAGGGCCAUCAAACCACACGCACCACAGCAACCACAGGAACAUCAAGAAUCGCAAACAGAACAAGAGCAGCAAGGUGGUGACAUCCGGAAUACCAUCCUACACGCGCUUCUCACCCUGCGGUCCUCCUUCCUCUCAGUGCGCCACCUGCUCUCUGCCAUGGGCUCUGCUGCCGCCACACCCAUCGAACCCCCCCAGCAGACCGCACUUCUUGACGCCACCAUGCAGCAGCCGGGGGUGGUGAUGGCGGGGGUGCCGGGUGCAGGGGGAUUUGAUAGUGUGUUUGCGGUGGUGGUGGGAGAGGAGGCGGCGAGGAGGCUGGAUGGGAUGUGGGCUGGUAUGGGGGUGAUGCAGAUGGGUGUCAGGAGUGGGGCGGAGGGGAUGAGGUGGGAGGAGGUAGAGGGGGUGAUAAGGAGGCUGGGAAGGGGAUGA
Molecule: messenger RNA, 1947 nt
Organism: Closterium sp. NIES-65
Lineage: Eukaryota; Viridiplantae; Streptophyta; Zygnematophyceae; Desmidiales; Closteriaceae
Source: the annotation of a GenBank genome assembly